ACUAUCACUUGGCGGCCAAUCAGUCAGUUAUUGGUCAAAAUGUCAACCAAGUGGUCGUCUCUAGUUGUGGCCCUUUUGGGUUCGCUAUCAAUUCAAAAAACCUACGCGGAUGUGUCUCAUUUCUUUGCACCCGCAUUGGAUCAAUUUGGAAACUAUCUUCAUGGUCAAGUGCCAUUUCAAGUGGGACUAUCUCCUCCGAAUUUAUAUGGACCUCCAGCUCCUGUUCCCACAACUCCUGCCCCAGUUACUCCUGUGGCCACCACCGAAUUUAGUUUGCCGGAGAUUAUAGAGAAUCGUAGUGUGAAGUUUCAGGGAACUGGCCAUGGCAGUUUUAUACCCCUAAGUCAGCAUUAUCUGCCGCCUGCCAUCGAGGAGCGUCCCAACUACGAAAGUCCUAAGCCAAGUGAGGAGAGCUAUCCAGCUUACUACUAUCCCCAACCGCCUGCAGGCAGCAUCAUUACCACCUCCACCUCCACACCCACAACUACGACCACUUCAAGACCCAUUGUUGUACAAGAUCCUGGGGAUGAUGUCGAGACUAUACACUCACCAGGCUACGAUUACCAUGCUCCAGUGGCUGUUCCCGUAUACCCGCAAAAACCUUCGACACCAGCGCCCGUUUAUUUACCCCCCGGUGAUGUAGGAAAUCAGGAUCAAAACCAACUGAGACUUCGGCUCAAGGACAUGCGUUGCCUUUCGGCUGGAUAUUUCCGGGCUGUUCUCAAGUUGGACAGCUUUGUAGGAGCAGCACCCACUGUGGAUCAGGAUAAUGAUGAUCAGCAGGAUAAACGCUGUGAAAUGAGAUUUUCUCGAAGUUUUCUGCUUUUGGAUAUUUCUGGCGAGGAUUUCGAGCGGUGUGGUGUGAAAUCCUGUGGCCAGGAUCUUUGUCUACGCUUGCGCUUUCCCGCCAUCAGAGGGUUAAGAACCAGUGGAGACUCGAUCUUAACCCUACAUUGCAAAACCCAAGAGCGAGUGGCGGUCAAAACCCAUGCCCUGAAAAUGGGCGUGGCUAAUGAUGUGCAAGCUCGCAGUGGGGGAAACUACGCCCAUGGUGGAAACCAAAAUGCCUUUCGCACCCACGUGGAGUUAUUAAGAAAGGGUAGUACUGGAUAUACCAGACAUUUGGAGAGCAAUGGUGCAGUUCAGUUGGGAGAGGAACUUCUACUUAGAGCUCAUGUUUUGGCGGGAGAUGGUUGGAACUACACCAAGCUCAGUGAUGUGCAAUUGCAGCGGAUUGCAACUGGAGGGGAAGUCCUCAACACGGUUCAGUUGGUCAGCACGAGGGGUUGUCUAAAUCCCGCCAUGCAGGCCAUCUGUGCCCAUCCCCCAAUUUUGGAACCGCCUCUUGGCCAGCGACUUCACUUCAAGGCUGUCAUGUUUCCAGGAAUGCGAAGUGGAGAGGUUUUGGUCAUAUCCAUGCGCAUCACAGGCUGUUUGGAACGCGAAGAUUGCCAAGUGACAAGUCAAGAUUGUUUGCCAUCUGUGGGUCAACGGAGACGACGGAAUGUUUCACAUGGAAAUAGCACAGAAGUUUCGGAACUCUCCCAUCUAACAUUCCGUGUAAUAAUGCCGGGUGAAGCGGAUAUAUCUCCACCGGAAAUCGAUUUGGAAAAAGAAAAUUCAGGAGUCAGAGAGGUCUCCAAAUCACUCGCCCUCUUUGGUAGCUUGGGAUUUGUGGUUAUGCUUUUGGGUGUUGCCAUUAUGGCGUUAUAUAAAUUUGGAAAAUAGGAAAAUAGGGCAAAUCUAAAGCAACUUUAUUAAUUUUUAAAACCUUGUUAACUCUUGUUUUUUUCAAAGCCUUAUGAGUUUUAGUAAAUUAAAAAAGGGAAACCUUUAAAAUUUGUUAAGUUUUUUUCUUAUUUUUUUGUAGGGACGUUAUAAAAAACCAUUAAUGAAUUAUAAUGUCCGAAACAAUUUAUAUUGAUUUUAUGGCAUUUGAUAAACUGUGGUUUCUUGAUGAAAUUUCCUAAACAUUUUAUAUACUUUUGAUAUCAAAUACAUUAUUUUAUGUUCGUUCUUUUACUUUAUAAAUAUAAAUGGUUGUGUCUUUUAAAAAGUUUUUUUCUUAAUCUUUUUUCCGUCUGCUGAAAUUUCAUUUUAAACCCUUUUGGUUAAAUGAUCUGAUUUUGAUUGCUGACCCACUCAUUUAAAGUGGUCCACAAAAAACUCCAUCAAUGGUAUCGUAGGCGCCAAUCUGAACCACCUGUCUUUUAUCCAUCUGUCUGCCAAGCAAAUUGACUUAUCGCCCCUGUGGAAUCAGCAACCGAGCCAAUGUUUGCCCAUUUCGAGCUUAAAACAGAAAUUAGCACUUAAUAAAAUUUUAUUUAUGUUCAUGUCGCUUGUAAUUGGACGGUACCAAGAAUAAAAUUCAAGAAAAAAAUACAAAAAAAAAAACUCAAAAGCAAGUAAGCAAAGCAACUACUGACUGACUGAUUUCCAAACUGCGCGCGCAAUUCGCAAAUUGCGAUCUGCGAUUUAGUUAUGGCCAGAUAGCUGGCUGAAACCGAAAUUUUAUCACGUUUUCACGCUUCGAGCGCGGCUAAUGAAACCUCGCUCACAGCCGAUUUUUGGCUUUGUUAUUUGGUGCAAUUUGUUGUCGGUUUUCGUAUAUGAUAAUCCAUCUGGUGGCCGGCAGUUUACGCUUAAUGGGCAUGAAAAUCGCAGCCAAUUAGCCGCUGAUUUUAGCCGCUUUUGCUCGAUGGGUGGUCCAAAUGUCUAGAGUUACAAUUUAAUUACUGCCUGGGGACCAUGAAAGAUACGUAGGUAUUUUAAGAUUUAUUGGA
Messenger RNA from Drosophila gunungcola (fruit fly), 2783 nucleotides. RefSeq lists its product as uncharacterized. The transcript has 4 exons. Bases 40 to 1728 code for a protein of 562 amino acids. NCBI's taxonomy places the organism in Eukaryota, Metazoa, Arthropoda, Insecta, Diptera, Drosophilidae. The record is from RefSeq and is a predicted model, not a curated record.